CGCGGGGUUUCCCUUUUUCCAGAGCGCUUUUCUCCCGCGCGCGCGAGCUUCGCGUUUCCUCCCUUGGCCCGGAGCAGGGUGAUAUUUGCAGAACAGGAAAUUGAAAAAUGGGGAGACCCAGGAAAACGUCUGGCAAUGUUGCAUCUCCACGACCAGCUGCUGCAGCCCCAAAAGCAGGUCGGGUUGCUCCUCAAUCAUCUGCCUCUUCCAGGUCAACCCCUGCAACCUGCGCAGACCCAACGGGUCCUGCUCCUAAGAGUGGAAGUGGUAGAGGAUCAUGCCCAGAGAAGGUAGCCUGUGCCACAAAGCCCAGAGGAGCAAGGCAGAGUGGCCAGCCAAGGUCUGCAGCAGCCUCUGAUGGCCAACGAACAGACGCAAGGAACAGCAGCGGAGCAGUGGCCAAGAGCUCCACUGCAUCGGGUGGAGCAAAGUCUUCUGCUGCUUCUGGUGGCCCGUUACAGGCCAUGAGCAAAACCCAAGGCAAAGGGAGGGACCUGCCUGCGCCCCUUCCCCCUGAAAAAGUGGCUGAGAUCGAGAGGAAAACACGGGGUCAGCGGACAAACCCCGAAUGGCACAGUUGGCGGGCGAACCGCAUCACGGCCUCCAUCGCUCCCAAGAUCUCCAACAGCAAGUUUGCAAAUGGCCGGACCUCAGAGGUGCCUCAGUCGUACCUGAAAGCGGUGGUGGAACCGGGUUCUGCGGUACAGACCCCGGCCAUGUCUUGGGGUGUCCGCAACGAGAAGAAGGCAGUGCAAGCCUAUGAAAUCCUCAAGUCCAGCACAGCAAGGAAGAAGGUGAGUGUGCAUGACUGUGGCCUCUUUGUGGACAAAGAAAAGACGUGGCUGGCUGCCAGCCCUGAUGGCAUUGUCCGGGAAGCGGAUACCGGCAAGGAGCUCGGCCUCUUGGAGGUCAAGUGUCCCUACAAACACAGAAAUAAGACCGUGACUGAAGCAUGCAAAGACAAAACUUUCUGUCUGGAAAAGGAGGGUAGUUCCUACUCAUUGAAGAAAAACCAUCACUAUUAUGCACAAGUUCAGUAUCAGUUGGGAGUCACCCGCCAAAAGAAAGCUGAUUUUGUUGUUCACACCAGCAAAGAAACAGCAAUCGUCCCGGUGGAUUUUGAUCCUGUUUACUGGAAGCAAUCGGUACCCAAGCUAGAGAAAUUCUACACAGAUGCUGUAGUCCCUUAUCUGGAGGAGAAGAGCAGCUCUGCAGCCUGGGUGAAGGAAGAAUGAAGCUGGGGAGUUUCUAGUUUUUUCUUCAGAGAUGUGCCUUCAAACGUUAUCUAUCCUCCUUUGCUGUUUCAUCUCCAAGAGGACAGAAGGAGCUGUUGCCUUUGCGUUUGAAUGCAGCUUUGUACAUAGAGCAGCCUAGAGCAUAGCCUGCCUGCUCUCUGUGUGCCUGUCCGCUAGCAGUUUAGAACAGCAGGGCUCCAGUGGCUGCAUUCCUCCCAGAAGCAUGUGAAAAAACACUCCCAGACCAGUGUUUCUCAACCUUGAGAACUUUAAGAUGUGUGGCCUUCAG
Molecule: messenger RNA, 1524 nt
Organism: Candoia aspera
Lineage: Eukaryota; Metazoa; Chordata; Lepidosauria; Squamata; Candoiidae
Exons: 2
Coding region: 108-1235 (375 amino acids)
Source: RefSeq, a predicted model, not a curated record